This is a messenger RNA of Aspergillus caelatus, 1059 nucleotides long. RefSeq names its product E3 ubiquitin-protein ligase. The transcript has 2 exons. Gene Ontology annotation, biological process: ubiquitin-dependent protein catabolic process; positive regulation of proteasomal ubiquitin-dependent protein catabolic process; protein polyubiquitination. Lineage: Eukaryota; Fungi; Ascomycota; Eurotiomycetes; Eurotiales; Aspergillaceae. Bases 1 to 1059 code for a protein of 352 amino acids. The record is from RefSeq and is a predicted model, not a curated record. Gene Ontology annotation, cellular component: cytoplasm; ubiquitin ligase complex. Gene Ontology annotation, molecular function: ubiquitin conjugating enzyme binding; ubiquitin protein ligase activity; zinc ion binding.
AUGAACGCCCCUUCUGCAACAGGUAUAUCCGACGAAGGAACUCCAUCAUCCUCACACUACCCUCCACUUGGACAAUGUUACAAUCACUAUCAAAAUCGCGGCUCAGUGUCUAGGAACAAUGGAAAUAAUUCGCCGGGGGAUGACUAUGAUACGGGGAUGGCCAGGUCCAAGAUAAUAUGGCCUGGUGAGACUGAAUAUUGCUGGAGCGAUGCGGUAACGGCCGAUGCGGUUCUUUCUUUGCUCCGUAAGGAGCCGGUCCAAGCUCCUUCGAGCAAUACCUCUAGAAGUGGUGGAAGCACCCCAGAUCAAGUCCGUCUGAAUUGCACUGUGUGCUUUAGGUACCUCAAGCAUGAUUCGUAUCCAGAAUCACCGAUCGCAGCUGGCUGCGACCACUCAACGGUGCCGGAGAUGCACAUAUGCAACAACUGUCUUCAACGGAGUUUGGAAAUACAGCUCUUUUCCUCGAAUUUGGGCCCUCUGACAUGCCCACUCUGCCACGAGCAACUGUCGGACGACGAAGUCCAGCGGUGGGCUAGCAAAGAGACAUUCGAAGCCUAUAACCACUUGCGAACGCGGCAAAUGCUAGAAGAGGAUGCUGAGUUUGUCACUUGUGUCAGACAAGAUUGCGGAUAUGGGCAGUUACAUGCCGGUGGCUUAGAAGAUCCAAUUGUCGUUUGCGGUUCGUGUGGGACUAGGACGUGCUUCAUACAUCGGCAUAGUGUCUGGCAUGACGGUUUGACAUGCUCGGAGUAUGAAGAGUACAUUCGCCAUAGAAGUGACGAUCUCGAGGCACGUAGUGAGUUCCAGACAAGCUAUCAAAUGCCUCCUGGAAUUCAUGCGCUGAGGCAUGAUCCAGAGGAUUGGUCCACCCAAGUGGCCAUGAGUAUGCGGACAAUUGCUGAGACAGCAAGGCUUUGCCCUGGUUGUAAUGUGGCCACAGAAAGAUCAGGAGGGUGCAAACAUAUGACAUGUGUCUUGUGCCAGCAGGAAUGGUGUUGGGACUGCGGUAUUCGUUGGCAACGGGGACACCUCGAUAUUGAAUGUAUCCAGCCUCUGUGA